AUGUAAAUGAGUUUUAACUAGCAAUUUACUUAAAGCGGCUCAUUUCCCAUAUAGCAGUAUCCAAGUAUGAAUGGCUCUACUUAUUCUUACAGCAAAAGCAUAAAUAUGAACGCUAAGAAUCAAAGUGAUUUCAGGAAUUCUUUAUUUUCUACUAAUACGGAUGGACCAAGUUCAUCCUAGAUUCCACAAUAGUUUUAAGGAUAAUUUAGCAACAAUGAUUUACGCUUCUCUCCUCCCACUAGUUAUUAAUAGUAGCAGUAGUAGAAUAUAGAAAAGGGCUAUAUAGAGCAUUUAGAUUUAUCUACAUUCAAGAUUGAGAAGUGCAAAAUUACAGAAAAUCAUAACAUUUACAGAUGUCCUUAUUACCACAACUCAAAUGAUAGGAGAAGAGUUUGCUAGGUUUUAAGUGAAUAAUGCGAUUAGGGAGAUAGGUGCUCUUUAAAAGAUUAGUGCCCUAAAGCACAUAGCUCAGCUGAAGUUCAUUACUCAAAAGAUUAAUAUAAAAAGAAAUUUUGCAAACACAUUAAAAAUUUGAAUAAUUGCGAAUAUGGAAAUUAUUGUUCGUAUGCACAUAGUGAAUAAGAUAUUUUGAUUGAAUUGAUUCAUCUCCUUGAAAAGGAUGAUGAUUUUUACAUGUUUCAUUAUAAAACAGUCAUGUGUCCUUUCAUUGACUGUUAAUAGCGUGAUAAAUGUGAGUAUUAUCAUAACACUUAAGAUUUUAGAAGGAGACCAGAUUAAUACUCUUAUGAACCAGAGACUUGCCCAAAGUGGCCAUCAAAAGAUUAAAUAAAAUAGUAUGAAAAAGGAUGUCCAGAAGGUUAUAAUUGCAAUAAAUGUCAUGGAUGGAAGGAACUAGAUUACCAUCCAAAAGUAUAUAAAACAAGAAGUUGUGAAAAAUGUAAAAAGUAAUAGCACUGUCCUCAUUACCAUAACUCAAAAGAAAAAAGAUAAGUACCUGAUACAGUGUUACAAAAGAUAUUUAGAUUAGUACCAAAAAAUUCAUUUUACCUACAAAUGAAAAAAUAAUUAUCUUCGAGCUUAAAUAAUAGUCUGAAUAACAAUGAAAAUAGUAGCUUUACAACAAAUAAUUCUAGAAACAACAAUAGCUCUUUUAUGAAUAGCUAAAUAUAGCCUAAUCCUGCUUCUAAUUCAUACUAAAGCAAAAUACUUAGUUAAUCUAAUGUUUCUUAACAAGAUAUGUUUAUGCUUAAUCAAAAUAUUUUAUAAUUCUAAAAUUCCAUGAUCAAUAACAAUGGAGCUAACUCCUCUAUUCAACUAGGACUUAAUGGAGCAAGAGGAAGUAAUAUGCCAUAAAAUAUGGGUUCUAUGCACUUUUAAAUUUUCAAUGACUAAAUUUCUAACCCCUCUAAUUUUUAAGUUAGCCCUCAAUAAAUGGCUUCUUCUGACUUUUUAACAUAAUCAUAAAUGUACUAAUUUAAAUAACAAUUUCAAGUAUUUAAUCCUCAAGAUUCGUACUCUGAGAGCUAAGUUUUGAACAAUUUUGAAUAGUCCAACAGAUUCAAUGAAUCUAAUAAUCUUUAAAUCAUUAAAGAGAGUCCGCACACAUCUAAUUUAUCCUCCAGUAUUGCUUAAAAUACUUAAAAUAGCAAUAAUUGGGUGAGCAAUAAUCAACAAUGCGAAAGUGAUGAAGAAAAUAGCAGCCCAAAUUUUAGCAAUAGAAAAAGGAGCAAUAGCGAAGGAGAAAUGAAUGAGUAAUUAUAAAAAUUGCACCUUUCAUAAAAUUAAUAUUGUUCACGCUCUUAAAAUGAUUUAAACAACUCAGACAAAUCAAAUAGUCACAGUAAAGCCUCUGGAUAAUCUCCAAUAAAGCAAGCAAAUAAAAAAUCUAAAAACAAGCAAUAAUAUAUUGUUAAGGAAUACAGUGACUCAAAUUCAUAAGGAUCAAGAAACUAACUUAGUGAUGAUUAUAAUCAAAGUCAAAACAAACCAAAUUACAGUUUAUUUGAUCAAUCUAAGACAGGUAAAUAAUAAUUCAUAGUAAAAUAUAAAUAUUUAUAAUAUAUUAAAAACUUUAGUAGUAGAUAAACAUAUUGA
Messenger RNA from Tetrahymena thermophila SB210, 2055 nucleotides. Its product is annotated as zinc finger CCCH type domain protein. Gene Ontology annotation, molecular function: metal ion binding. The transcript has 4 exons. NCBI's taxonomy places the organism in Eukaryota, Ciliophora, Oligohymenophorea, Hymenostomatida, Tetrahymenidae. The record is from RefSeq and is a predicted model, not a curated record.